GAGAUCUGGCUCCAGAACCGCAUCACUGGCCAGGCGCCGUUGAUCGUGGAGACCAACGGCGUGGUGACCACUGCUCUCUCGGACAAGAACGCAGAUUUGGAGGAGCUGCAGGCAAUCUUCGACCGCGCCGCGCCCAAGCGCUAUGACCGGGCCGACACCGACCAAAAGGACAGGCUGGGCUUCUUGGCCGAGGACCUGCAGCAUGGGGGCGUCACGGGGAAAACGAAGUGGGGCG
Molecule: messenger RNA, 235 nt
Organism: Symbiodinium pilosum
Lineage: Eukaryota; Dinophyceae; Suessiales; Symbiodiniaceae
Source: the annotation of a GenBank genome assembly